AUGGUUAACAUUACUAAUGCGAGUACAAAUUAUAAAAAGCCUAACGAUAAUGAAAAUGAAGAGUCAUCCUUGAUGUUAGAGCACACACAAUUAUAUUACAAUACUGAUGUUGCUAUUGAUGACACUAAUAUUCGCAAUAAGCACUCUUAUAAAACAAGGUUUUUAUCAACAACACUUUUUUUCAUUGCUGGAAUUAUUAUGGUACUUUUAACUAUAAUGAUAUUAUUCUCCUAUGUAACCGGUGAGAUUACAAAUUUUAUCGAAAACAAGAUAGAAAAUUUCCCCAUAAUAGAUAAAAACGGGUUUAUCAACAGUGAUAACACCGAUAAUCUACUUUUCAUUGGUGAUGUGCAUGGGGAAUACAGCUACUUAAUGGAUUUAAUAGAUUCAGUAGAAAAAGAUAAUAAUACACCCACCACAUAUGUUUUAUUGGGUGAUUUUAUAUCGAAGGGCCCCGAAUCUACAAAAGUUGUUGAUUGGAUUAUCGAAAAUCAAGAUCAGGUAAAAUGUGUACUAGGAAACCACGAAAUAUCAGUAAUCUCUGCUUUAUUAAAUAACAACAAAAUGAUUAGAAAACUAAAUAAAUUAUUGAAAAAAAAGUUUGGUAAUAAUGAAAAUAACAAAAAAUAUUUUGACAAUGAUGAUUUAAUAGAAGAUGGGUUUAUACCCAUUAGGUUUUCUACCGGCAACAGCAGCGACUCAAUUGAAUAUUUCAUAUUAGAUUCUAAUAUAAUUACCAAAAAACAUAAAAUAUUGGCAAAUAACUUGGGUUGGGAUAGGUUAGGGUUUAUAGCUAAUCAUUGCAACGUAAUGCUAAAAUACAAUAUCUCCACCAGCCAUUCAUUAGUUGCGGUUCAUGCCGGUAUUUUACCCAAUGAAGUGGACAAUCCUUCUAUUAGAAAUGCGGUGUCCAUGAAGUAUGUUGAUAAAAAUGAUUGGUCUAACACUUCAAAAUUCAAGUUUGAUAAUUCUGUACCUUGGUACAAGCUGUGGAGGAAAAAUAAAGAGAGCGAUACCCCAACCAGUACCAUUUUAUACGGUCAUAAUGCCAAAAAAGGUCUAAACCUAAGACCAUAUACUAAGGGUUUGGAUUCAAGGUGUGUUAAGGGCGGAGAAUUAAGUGGGUUGUUAUAUGAACAUGAAUCAAAAAAUGCGAUCGAUGUUGAUAAAAGCAAAAAGCACAAAAAAAGUGCUGAUUUUCAAGAGCCUACAUUGUAUCAAGUUGAUUGUCACUAG
Molecule: messenger RNA, 1236 nt
Organism: Saccharomycodes ludwigii
Lineage: Eukaryota; Fungi; Ascomycota; Saccharomycetes; Saccharomycodales; Saccharomycodaceae
Gene: PPN2
Product: putative serine/threonine-protein phosphatase
Exons: 1
Coding region: 1-1236 (411 amino acids)
Biological process (GO): polyphosphate catabolic process
Cellular component (GO): cytoplasm
Molecular function (GO): phosphatase activity; endopolyphosphatase activity
Source: RefSeq, a predicted model, not a curated record